Oryza brachyantha (malo sina) is the source of this 1380-nucleotide messenger RNA. Its product is annotated as plant UBX domain-containing protein 10-like. The transcript has 4 exons. Lineage: Eukaryota; Viridiplantae; Streptophyta; Magnoliopsida; Poales; Poaceae. Gene Ontology annotation, molecular function: ubiquitin binding. The record is from RefSeq and is a predicted model, not a curated record. Bases 139 to 1323 code for a protein of 394 amino acids. Gene Ontology annotation, cellular component: endoplasmic reticulum.
ACAAAUGCUCACACGGACAGAAAUGGAGAUGCUCACCGUCACCGGCGCCGCCAUGGCGCCAUCUUGAAUUAAUCUUGAUCGAUGAAGUAACUAGCAUUAGCAAGACACAUUCUGCCGCUGCAGCAUUUAAGCUUAAGCAUGUCUUCUCCUCCUCCAAGCUCGGCGGCGGCGACCAGGGACAGGGACAGGGAGAGCGCCGGCGAGAGCCUACGCAACUCCUGCCACGACUUCGCCAGGAGCCUCGCCAGGCUGCCGGCCAGCAUCAUGGACGGCCUCUCCAGGUCGAUGGCUCGCCGGAGCCGCCGCCCUCGCGACACACCUCCGCCGCCUCCUCUCCCUCCCCUCGUGCCGGAGGAGCUCGUCUUCUUCGCCGAGCUCGAGCGGCGGUACGGCGGCCGCCACCCGUUCUUCUACGGGUGCCGCCUCGCCGAGGCGCUCCGGGUCGCGCGGAGGGAGGGGAAGCUCGUGUUCGUGUACCUCCACGACCCCGACCACCCCUACACCGAGCCCUUCUGCCGGAGGACGCUGUGCUCCGACGUGGUGGUUGAGUUCCUCGACGCCAACUUCGUGUCAUGGGGAGCCGUCGCCGGCCGAGGCGAAGGCAUCGGCAUGGUCGCGUCGCUGCAGCCUGGCAGCUUCCCCUUCUGCGCAGUCGUCUCUCCCGUCUCCGACGAGACCAUCGCCGUCCUGCAGCAGGUAGAGGGCCCGGUUUCGCCGUCAGAGCUAGUGGAGAUUCUGCAGAGAACCAUCGAUGAGCAAGGUGCAGCUUCCAGACAAACUUGGUUGCCAGAGGAGCUAGCCGCAGCCGUGAGAGCCUCAAGGGCCGAGGAAGAAGAGAGGAGGAGAUCAGCUCUGCGGCUAAGACAAGAGCAGGAUGCAGCUUACCUCGAGUCACUAAGGAAGGAUCAGGAGAAAGAAAGGUCCAGGAAGAGUGUUCAGGAGGGGCUUGCAAAUGCAAAGCCAAAGGUGAGCAAUGGGCUUCGUCCAAGAUACCCUGGCCAGGCUGCAAGGGAAGCUAGCAAGACAGCUCAGGCCAGACCACCUGCUCAGAAUGGAACUGAACCUUCACACAGAACUGAAGCAAACACCAAGGUAAUGAUAAGAUUUCCCAAUGGAGAGAGAAAACAGCAGGCCUUCCAUCACACAGAUACCAUCAGAGAAAUAUACAGGUAUGUCGAUUCCCUAGUAAUACCAGGCAUCGGAAAUUAUCAGCUCGUAAGAAGCUAUCCACGGAAAACUUAUGGUCGUCAGCAGCUGGAGAUGACUCUUCAAGAUGCAGGCUUCCAUCCAAGUGUAACACUGUACAUUGAACAGCUUCAGUAAACAUGCUGUAACCACGAACCUGACAGCAAAUUUCAUGCAACAAAUGAAAGAGAAAUA